AUUAUAUGUCGAUAAAAUAAUUAUAUUAUUACACUAUGUGCAAUUACGUGAAUUAAUUGUUCAAUUACACGAUUAUUAUGAAAGUUUCUCUCACAAUGAUCUAUGGAAUUUGAAAGAUUGUGUAUGGAUUAUUUGUGAAUUGAAUUGUGAGACAUAUGUGGUAUUGAGAUCAAUCAGAAAAGUACAUGUGAUUCUGUACUUCUUCUAGUUCAUUGAGACGCUUUGUCCGUGUUCUAUAUUACACUGAGAGGUCUUUACCUUGUACAUAUAGUUCACAAAGGGGUUGUGUUUUAUAAUUGAUUAUAAAAGGUCUUUAAGGCCCGCUUCUAUUCAUCGAGGGGGAUUGAGGCCCGUGUCAGGAGUGUUUAGCCCAGGGACAGUCUACCGUGUAUGAUCAGAUUAUAGAUUUCAGUUAGAGGAGUCAACUUCCUAGCCCGCAGAGCCACAAGCACUUGCGUGAUAACAAAGCCCUUGCAGUCCUUUCAGAAAUACUAUUGUUAUCCUGGUUUUGAAUAUGUACUAAACAUGGAUGUUAAAAAGGAUUUGCAAGUUAUGGAUCGGAGAAAGCAAAAAACAUUAACACAAAAAUGGAGAGCAAUGUCUACUCAGUCAAAUUCUUCCGAGGGAGGCGGGGGAAAGCAGGAAGUACAAAUCCGAGCGGAAGAAGUGCAUAGUUCCAUGUUCUCGACUCUUUUAACAGCUAGAUGUGAAAAUCCUGACCUUGAAGUUAUGAAUGAACCGGUUGACCCAAAUACAUGUUCUAAAGUAGAAGAUAGUGACAAAGACACAUAUUUAGAAGGAGAAUUAGCGCCUCAUCAGAAGCAUUCAAUAUCAAUGGAGGUAGGGGCAUCAGUAAUGCGUUUCAUCAAAGGGAGAGAGGGUGCCACUCAAAGAGAGAUUGAAAGGGAGAUGGGAGUUAACAUUAUAUUUCCAUCAUCUAAAGAGGAUGAUUUUGUCAUCAUUGAGGGCAACUCCGCUGAAAGUGUUAACAAAGCAUCAGAGAAAAUACAAAUCAUUAUUGACAAGGCGGUCAAGAGCCCAAACCUCGACUAUUCUCACUUUAUUUCACUUCCUUUGGCUAUCCAUCCUGGACUGGUUGAUAAACUUGUCAAUUUUCAGAAUUCAAUACUUGGAAUUGUAGAACCUAAUCAAGGUGAGGAUUUGGAUCCUAAUUCAAGUGGUGAUGCUUCUGAUGAGGAAGACAAGGAUCAGCAAUCAGAUAAAAUACCACUAGUUUCUGUUGCUCUCAAAGCUGAAGAUGCUGAUGCUCAUGUUAAAAUUAAUAUAACCAAUGUACCUCUUGUAAGUUACCCUGCUAAAGUGUCAAAAUCUCCUGCCUCGGAUUUAAAGUCUUCUAAAUUAUUAGAUUUAGGGAUUGAAAAGUCUAUAUUUAUCAAACCAAAAACGUUUCACUUGACGGUUCUCAUGCUAAAGUUAUGGAAUAAGGACCGAGUUAAAGCAGCUGCUGAGGUUUUGCAGAGUGUCUCAUCAAAAGUACUUGAUGCUUUGGACAACCGGCCUGUCUCUGUUAGACUCAAGGGGCUGGAAUGCAUGAGAGGAUCGUUUGCCAAGGCCCACGUCCUUUAUGCUCCCGUUCAGGAAAUUGGUGGCGAGGACCGACUUUUUCGUGCCUGUUACACCAUCAUUGAUGCAUUUGUUGAGGCUGGUCUAGUUAUUGAAAAGGAUGUGCGGCAGAAGCUAAAGUUGCAUGCUACUGUUAUGAAUGCACGACACAGAAAAAGGAAGAGAAGAGCAAGAAUGCUCGAUUCAUUUGAUGCCAGAGGAAUCUUUGAUGAAUAUGGUUCUGAGGAAUGGGGAGAGUAUCUUAUACGCGAAGCUCAUCUUUCUCAAAGGUUUGCUUUUGAUGAGAAUGGAUAUUACCAUUGCUGUGCUUCCAUUCCAUUUCCUGAAAGCAUGCAACUAGAUUGAUUUGUAUACAUUGACGAUUUACCCCCUUGUAUAAUAGGAAUAGAAUGAUUGAUUUGGAAAGUUCUCCUGCUCUGAUAGUUGUUAACGUUCAUCAGCUUGUACCAUACUCAGGUGCUUCAGAGUGAAGCUUUUAAAUGAAAGACAUAUUUAUUAUCUUCUAUACUCAAAGAAAAUAUAAUGAGCUUUUUAUUGAUUCA
Molecule: messenger RNA, 2126 nt
Organism: Olea europaea var. sylvestris
Lineage: Eukaryota; Viridiplantae; Streptophyta; Magnoliopsida; Lamiales; Oleaceae
Product: A-kinase anchor protein 7
Exons: 14
Coding region: 526-1929 (467 amino acids)
Biological process (GO): regulation of DNA-templated transcription; DNA alkylation repair
Cellular component (GO): nucleus
Molecular function (GO): RNA binding
Source: RefSeq, a predicted model, not a curated record